CCAUGAAAACUUUGAGCUCAUCCAUCAUGAUAUGUGAACCCUCUCUACAUUGAGGUUGAUCAAAUCUACCACUUGGCAAGCCCAGCCUCACCACCACACUACAUGUACAACCCAGUCAAGACCAUCAAGACCAAUACAGUUGGGACAAUAAAUAUGCUUGGCCUUGCAAAACGUGUUGGUGCGAGGGUGUUGAUUGCCAGCACCUCAGAAGUGUAUGGAGACCCGGAAGUGCAUCCUCAGACAGAGAAUUACUGGGGUCAUGUCAAUCCUAUAGGACCACGGGCAUGUUAUGAUGAAGCUAAGAGAGUAUCAGAGACUUUGGCAUACUCGUAUGAAAAACAAGAGAAAAUCGAGGUGAGAGUGGCACGCAUAUUCAACACCUAUGGUCCUCGGAUGCAUAUGAAUGAUGGCAGAGUUGUGUCCAAUUUCAUUCUUCAGGCUCUCACUGGCCAGGAUAUUACAGUUUAUGGACAUGGGCAGCAAACAAGGUCAUUCCAGUAUGUCAGUGAUCUUGUUGAUGGCUUAAUUAAACUCCAGAGUUCUAAUUACUCCCAGCCAGUUAAUCUUGGGAACCCUGAUGAACAUACUAUUGAAGAAUUUGCCACUAUCAUUCAUAAGAUGGUUGGCGGGAAAAGUAAGAUAAUUCACAAAGAUGCUGUUGAAGAUGAUCCCCAGCGUCGAAAGCCUGACAUCACACGCGCAAAUCACAUCCUUGGCUGGCAACCUGUUGUACCACUUGAGAAAGGCAUUGAAAAGACUGUAGAAUAUUUCCGUAAAGAGCUGAUGAGAUCAAGACACUCUGAGCGAAAUUUGCACUAUCCCCUAAUGGAAAGCUUCGGUGUGAAUGAGCAUCAACGGGCGGAGGAUUAUACUGAUCUGUAAGACAAUUAUAUUCAGAGAUUGAUUGGGAGAGGAGUAUGCAUUUUAAUUAGAAAAAGAAAAUAGUUAUGUUCAGGAAUCAUUUGUAUAAACAUUUAGCAUUAGGUGCUGAUGUAACACAAAAAGUUAUAACCUGAAAUGGGAAGAACUACAGCAAGUAAGCUUUGAAAUUGUACUAGGUGUAUUAGGUCAUUUUCAUAUAGAAACAUAUAAAAGAGUAAAUAAGAGUAGAUGAUCAUUUGAUAUGUAUAUUUUAAAAUCUUAUUUUUUAAAGUACUUACCUGUAUUGCUAAAAUGGCUUGAAGUCAAUUAUUGCAUUUAUAACCUAGCAGAUUUCUUGGUAUAGAAUUAGUUUACUGUGAUUUAUUACUGGCACUAUUGAGUAUUCUUAUGAAAACUGUUACAUAUUGAGAUCUUUACUAGAAGUUGAUAUCCUUUCUCUUGAUGCUGUAAUAUACUUGCGUAUGGAAUAUUUGUAAGCCAGAAUAAUAGACUUGAAGGAGAAAGAGAACUAUAGUCAGCAGUAUAUGCAGGUUAUGUGAGACAAAAGUUAGGGACAUUAUAUUAAUUAUUUCUUCUAUUUGAAUAUGAUUUUUGUUGUUAUUAUUAUUAUUAUUUGUUGUUGUUGUUGUUGUUGUCUUUAAUUAUUUUUAUUAUAUUAUUAUUAUUAUUAAUUAUUAUUAUUAUUAUUAUUAUUAUUAUUAUUAUUUUUAUUAUUAUUAUUAUUAUUAUUAUUAUUAUUAUAUUAUAUAAUAAUAAUAAUAAUAAUAAUAAUAAAAUCUACCACACACCUACUUCAGGAACAACAUUAUACCCAUUGUAGCUUUUGAAUCGUCAAAUGAAAUGGAAAUUAUUCAAAUGGAUCAAUACCCCUUUGCCGGGGGAAAGGGACACUUUUGACUUAUGGCUGUUGUAGAGAGUUAAGCUUAUUGUGAUGUUUCCUUUAAAAGAUAAACCCUAUUUGUAUUAUUUUAUUUCAGAAUCUUUUGUGAAUAUAAAUUAAUGUUCUGAUUUCUUUACAGUGGCCAUUAAGGAUUUAUAUAGCAAACAUUUACUCCCCUCCUCCAUUCCCUUUAUCUUAUUAUAGGAAUGUUUUCAUACAAAAUUUUAAUUAGAAUAGACUCUUGAUAGAGGACACUGUUUUUUACUUUGAUUUUUUGUUAGUUUGUUCUGCAACUGUAUAUACACAAAUUGUACAAAAUAUCACAUAAAAUUUGGCACUGAUAUAAUAUGCACUCCCUUAGAUGUGUUCUGCUUUGCUUAAUCUUAUCCAAAUUUAGCAUAUUUUAUUCUGUUUUCUGGGCCUCGGGCCCACUUACAUAUUUUCUAUAUUUCACCCAGCAGUCAUUGCUAGUACUAUGAUCAUGACAAAUUGGUUUAGAUACCUGGGUGGCAAAAAUUUGUCCAAGGACAAGUAAGCACAGCAUUGUGACAUCCUUUCGUUCUCCUCAUUUUCUUUUGUCUUUUAGACUUUUCAUGCUCGAAAUGUGUGUAAAAGAAAAUAAUUUCACAUUGUGGUUGGUUCAGUGUGUGAUAUAUGAGUAUCAUAUAUGAUACAGCUUUUGCUGUAUAAUUGAUUUUAUUGCUCAUAUUAAUUUUGUUGUCAUUUCUUUUAAUAUCUUAAUCUUUUUUGAAGAUUAGAGAGGAAGAGAACAUUCCUUCGUAUACACAACCCAAUUUUACAGUGAAUCAUCCAUGAUAUUGGAAUUUGACUUAUGUAGUUUAUAUAUGGUUAAGCCAUGUGCUAGUAAGUGAUUAUACUAGCAGGUAAGGAUAAGGGUAGGAGGUAGCAGAAUGGGGAUUACACUGCCUUGCCUUACCUGGCCUGACCUCUCAAUGAUCUGAUAUAAUAUUAUGUUAGGACUAUACUGUUGUGGAAGGCAGGCCUUUAGAGUACAUAGUAUAGUAGCUUCCCAAACACAGUUUUGUAUGAUACUUGGCUUUUUUUCUUUUUUGGACAGAGUUGAUUAAAACUAAAUUUUCC
Penaeus monodon (black tiger shrimp) is the source of this 2863-nucleotide messenger RNA. Its product is annotated as UDP-glucuronic acid decarboxylase 1-like. Gene Ontology annotation, biological process: D-xylose metabolic process. Gene Ontology annotation, molecular function: NAD+ binding; UDP-glucuronate decarboxylase activity. Gene Ontology annotation, cellular component: cytoplasm. The record is from RefSeq and is a predicted model, not a curated record. Lineage: Eukaryota; Metazoa; Arthropoda; Malacostraca; Decapoda; Penaeidae.